AUGGUCGCAACAGCAGACAACUCCGGCUCCUACGAAGCCCUCCCCAAGAACGCCCCUCAGAAGCCAUCAACAUGUAGGAUGCUUCAUACCGAGGGCAGUCGCAUCGUCGACCCCUCUGGCAACACCGUCAUCCUCAAAGGCGCUGCUAUCGGCGGCAUGCUCAACAUGGAGAACUUCAUCACCGGCUAUGCAGGCCACGAACAUCAGCACAGACAACAAAUGGCCGAAGUCAUGGGCGAAGAAAAAGCCAACUUCUUCUUUGACAGACUUCUAUACCAUUUCUUCACAGACUCCGAUGCCGCUUACUUUGCAUCGUUGGGUCUGAACUGUAUCCGCAUCCCCUUCAAUUAUCGUCAUUUUAUCGAUGACAUGGAUCCUGAUAAUCUCAAGAAAUCGGGUUUUGACUGGUUAGAUCGCUGUGUGGAUAUCUGCGGCAGACAUAACCUGUAUGCUGUUCUUGAUCUCCAUGCCGUUCCAGGAGGUCAGAACCAAGAUUGGCAUAGUGAUUCUGGUCUGUCACGCGCGGCGUUCUGGGACUUCAAGGACCAUCAAGACAGAGCUAUCCAACUAUGGAAAGCUCUUGCAGCUCACUACAAAGGAAACCCCGUCAUCGCAGGCUACAACCUCCUCAACGAACCCGCCGACGAAACCAAGACCUCAUCGGGCCAAUACGGCGCCAAGCUCGUGAAAUGGUACGAACGCACUGAGAAAGAAGUCCGCGCCAUCGACCCCGAUCACAUGAUCUUCAUCGACGGAAACACAUACGCAAUGGACUUCCGCGCCUUUCCCGAAAACCCUCUUCCCAACGCUGUGUACGCCUGUCACGACUACAGCUUCUACGGGUUUCCUCUCGGGGAGCAGUACGAGGGUACAGACGAGCAGAAUACUAAGUUGAGGAAGAGCUUUGAGCGCAAGGUGCAGUUCAUGAGGGAGAAAAACGUGCCGAUUUGGAAUGGAGAGUUUGGCCCUGUUUAUCAGAAUGAACAUAAGGAGGGUGAUGAAGCUAUCAAGACCAACGCCAAGCGCUUUAAUCUGCUACAGGAGCAGUUGGCUAUUUACAGGGAGACUGACGUUAACUGGUCUAUCUGGCUGUACAAAGAUGUUGGUUAUCAAGGCAUGGUAUACGUCGACCCCGAGUCUCCCUACAUGCGUCUCAUCGCGCCGUUCAUCGCCAAAAAGCAGCGUCUCGGUCUUGAUUUCUGGGGCGUCGUGAACAAAGACGGUGUCAAACACCUCUACGAACCGUUUAUCCAGGGUUUGAAGGAAGAAGUGCUGGAGAAGUAUAGAGAUACAAAGUAUCCCAAGAUCUGGACCUUUGAACGACAGUUUGAACGGGUAAUUCGGGAGUGCUUAAUGAGUGAGUAUGUGGGAUGGGAGUUAGCGGAGCUGUUUAGAGACAAGACCAAGGAGGAGUUGGAGGAGCUGGCGAGUAGCUUUUCGUUUGAGAAGUGUAUUAAGAGAGAUACGCUGGUGGGAAUCUUGAGUCAUGAUUCGAUGAUCUCGGCUGGGAAGAAGUAG
This is a messenger RNA of Fusarium mangiferae, 1518 nucleotides long. RefSeq lists its product as uncharacterized. The record is from RefSeq and is a predicted model, not a curated record. Gene Ontology annotation, biological process: glucan catabolic process. Gene Ontology annotation, molecular function: beta-glucosidase activity. The transcript has a single exon. Bases 1 to 1518 code for a protein of 505 amino acids. NCBI's taxonomy places the organism in Eukaryota, Fungi, Ascomycota, Sordariomycetes, Hypocreales, Nectriaceae. Gene Ontology annotation, cellular component: extracellular region; cell surface.